Messenger RNA from Spathaspora passalidarum NRRL Y-27907, 732 nucleotides. RefSeq names its product Dam1p (gene DAM1). The transcript has a single exon. Bases 1 to 732 code for a protein of 243 amino acids. Gene Ontology annotation, cellular component: mitotic spindle polar microtubule; DASH complex; mitotic spindle. NCBI's taxonomy places the organism in Eukaryota, Fungi, Ascomycota, Pichiomycetes, Serinales, Debaryomycetaceae. Gene Ontology annotation, biological process: mitotic sister chromatid biorientation. The record is from RefSeq and is a predicted model, not a curated record.
AUGUCAUCUAAUCCUGUUACACCACAAAACAGACGUCGUCUGCAUAGAUCGUCAACCGGACCUUCCACAUCCUCCCCAGCAAUUAUACCCAUUGAUGCCAAUAAUUUACCAUUUGAAUCACAAGCAAUGUUGGCUAAAUUCGCCAGAUUGGCCGAUGGAGUAGAAGAAUUAAAAUCACAUGUUACAAGUAUGGAAAAGGUUCAUCAAUCAGUUUCACAAGAAUUCAAUGAAGGUUUGGCAAGUUUAUUGUAUGGAUUAUCCAUGACCAUGUGGUGUGUUGGUUUUCUGGGUGGUCCAACCAAAGUCAACAUCGAAAAAUUUCAGCAAAGAAUAGAACGAGCUAAAAAGAUUGCUCAACUAAAAAAGAGAUUGGCCAAUUCCCAAAGGCUAAACUCAAACUUGAAGGCACAGCUACAGGAAGUUAAACAGAAACAGCCAGUGCCAAGAAACACCAGAGUUGUAUCAAAACCAAGACCUGCUCCUGUGAAACAAACUCGUAUUCAAAUAUUAGAUCGAAGCAAAGCUUCCGAAGUGCCUUCACUGAAUGAUAGCACCUUUAUAACUAAUCCUAGUCAAUCCAAAAGAACAACUACUACUCAACCAGUUAGAAGUCCUUCAUACAAGCGUCCAAAUCUUAACCAACCAUCAAGGUAUUUAGCAGGUUUAUUUGGCGGAACCUCAAACAGGGAACUGGUACGCAAGCAACCAAACAAACCUAGGUUUGCCAAGUAA